Ciona intestinalis (vase tunicate) is the source of this 780-nucleotide messenger RNA. NCBI's taxonomy places the organism in Eukaryota, Metazoa, Chordata, Ascidiacea, Phlebobranchia, Cionidae. The record is from RefSeq and is a predicted model, not a curated record.
AUGUAUUCUAAUUGAAUAAGUUACAAAUUAGUAACGUAUUUAAAUUCCUAUUCAUCAUGAAGUUAACAUUCACCGUUCUAUUGUUGGUUGCUGCAGUGUACCAUGCAAACGCAGCCAAUAUAGUUAUAUGCGAAGGCGGCAGCAACCGCAUUAGUUGCCCAACUGGUUACAUUAUCAACGUACUGCAUGCAUUUUAUGGACGAACAGAUGGGACAACAUGUCCCCACCCAUCUAUACUAACAACUAGUUGUACUGCUGCUGGUUCAAGCAACAUUAUCAACGAUGUGUGCGACGGUCAACAGUAUUGUAGCCUCAGUGCUAACAACCAGGUGUUCGGGGAUCCGUGUCCUGGGACAUACAAAUAUAUUAAAGUCGAAUACAAAUGUACAAGACCAUGCUACCCAGUCCCAUUUGUCAAAGUAAUCUGCGAACAUUCGACUGGAACCAUCAACUGCGGAACUGGGAAACGCAUCGGAGUACUGGACGCUUUUUAUGGAAGAAGCAAUCGCCUUACUUGUCCCUCCCGAAGUAUUCUAACCACCAGCUGUUCAGCCCCCAAUUCGUUCAACCAAAUUCGUAGUAGUUGUCAUGGCAACCAAGCUUGCACACUUUCCGCCAAUAACGGGGUGUAUGGCGACCCAUGUGUUGGUACAUACAAGUACAUAAAGGUCAAAUACGUUUGCUACUACCCGUAGUUUGCGGCUUCUAAAUCAAUAUGACUUAUAUGUUAGACGGAUAAUGUAUUACGUAUAUAUGAAUAAAAUAUUAAUCUGCAUACAA